AUGAGGCUUUCCGCAGAACUAGCAGUGCUUGCUUCGAGCUUGUGGAUCUUGAUUACAGCAGAGCAGGCGCCUACGGAUCACCAAUGUUCACCACUUCCAGGCAUCAAGGGCACCGUGACAACCUGUGGCAAGCCCCAACAGAUUGCUAUCAUCGACCUGGGACAAAGCAUACGAGCUGGAGCUGCGGGAGCCUCGGCGGCAUACCAUCUCACGCAAUUCGCCCAAGAUGCGAAUGUACCCCUAAAUAUCACGGUUUUCGAAAGGACAAACCGGAUUGGAGGCCGAACUCUUACUGUGAACGCCUAUGAUGACCCCGAACAUCCAGUAGAGCUCGGCGCUUCCAUUUUUAUCGAGCUCAAUCAUAUUUUGUAUAAUGCAGCCAACCACUUUAAUCUGUCUCUAAAGACACCUGGACCUGAAGAGGAUGAGUAUCUUGUCAUUUGGGACGGCAGUCGCUUCAGAUUUGAGACCAGGGACAGUCAAUGGAAUUGGUGGAAACUUGUCAAGCUUUUUUGGAAGUAUGGCCAGGCGCCAUACAAAGCCCAGAAGCUCAUGAAAGCAACUGUCGCGGAGUUCUUGAAGCUAUAUCAAGAACCUUACUUUCCGUUCCGAUCACUGACGACUACUGCAUAUGAGUUGGGACUCACCAAGAUAACGGGGCUGACAGGCAAACAGUACCUUGAUCAGAACAAUAUUGGCUCGUCCUUUUCCGAAGAUAUUAUCCAGGCGGCCACACGUGUCAACUAUGCCUCGAAUCUCGGGCGCAUUCAUGGGCUUGAUGCUAUGGUUUCGAUUGCUCCUGAUGGUGCUUCCCAAGUCACCGGGGGCAACUGGCAAAUAUUCGACCGCAUGCUCAAGGCAACAAAUGCCUCCUUGCACCUUAACACAAGCGUCACAUCGAUUGAGUUUGACAAGGCUGAUGACGACUCAAGCAUAUUGGGUUAUGUGCUCGAGACGAGUAAAGACGGCUCCGGCAGCAUUGCAAGGACUUCGCAGCGCUUCGACAAGGUUGUCAUAGCAACCCCUUAUCAGUUCAGUAGCAUCCAUACCGGCGAUGAGGUUCUGCAGCGGCCAAUCGACGAGAUACCUUAUGUAAAAUUGCAUGUCACUCUUUUUACAUCACCGCUUCGCCUGAGCCCCCGAUUCUUCAACUUGCCCGCUGAUGCCGAAGCCCCGACUACCGUGUUGACGACUCUUGGCGAGGGAGAUGACGCAUCUUCUGGCGCGGGGAAGGCUGGAUUUUUCAGCGUCAGCAACCAAAGAAGCAUCAUCAACCCAGCAACGGGCGCGACGGAGUAUAUUUAUAAGAUAUUCUCUCCGGAAAAAGUGACGAACGAAUUCAUGUCCUCACUUCUGGGCGUACAGGUUCCAGAAUCAGUCACCGCUCAGAGGACUGAAGAUGAAGCUAAAAGCUGGAAAGGCAUUGGGCCUGUUACAUGGUACUACCCUCACGUAUUCUACUCCUAUCCGCAAGCACUACCGCGUGUCACAUUCCAGGACCCGAUAGUGGGACCUGGCUUGUAUUACACGUCAGGAAUGGAAAGUUUCAUUUCUACAAUGGAAACGAAUGCUUUGAUGGGCAAAAAUGUCGCAAGGCUUGUCAUAGACAGUGUGCUUGGGCAUAAGGCAGAUGUUCAAAAAGACAAGGAGUGGGUCGCUAUGGGAGAGCUCUGGACAUCCCAGCACGACAAAGAACCUCGCAACAAAAUACAGGCAAGCCAAUUUGCCCCGCAGCGCAACAUUUUGACUGUAAACAAAACAAAACAAAACACUGUUUACCUGCCAACUUUCCCAGCCAAGAUAAAGAAGAUGUUUUUGGUGCGCAAUGCCGCCAAGCUUAUCUUCGGCUCUGGGAGUCAAGAGUCCCUAAUCGAACUCCCCCAGGGCCAACUCUACCUCGUCCGACCGCUUUCUCCUAAAGGCUAUUCUGAGCUGAUCUUCAAGGACGCUGCCGCCUCGAUACGCCGAACCGCACAAGACUUUCAGUACCAGCUCGUUGUCCAGCGAUUCUACGAGGAAGGAGAAGCCGAACUUCUUAACGAGGGCGACGAGGAGGAAACCGCAGAGGACGCCCUGUCAUCAGAGCGAGACGAAAAGACGUUCCUGCUCGACGAGGCCCUGCACCUGAGGGUUGAGAACCGUGAGGGUUCAUCAGAACGUGUGAUUUGCUGGCGCGAUCUUAGCGGCGACGCCGGUGACGUCUACGAGUUUGUCUGCGAUAGCUCGGCUGCAACCUCGGCCGCAAAGGUUGACGACUUUGUGCGUAUCGCCCGCCAGUGCCAGUACGAGCGGAAAUACCGCAAGCCGCAUACUACAGCUUCCGAAGCCGACCUUGAAAGCUUCGAUUUUGACGAACAGCUCAUUCCGCCCGCCAGCCCGAUUCACAGCCCUUCCAUCAGUCGAACUCUCGAGUCUAACGAAUCCAUGUUCUCCACCAUCGCCAACACGCCAAACAAGGCGGUAAAACGGGCACCGAAGCCUGAGCCUGAGCCCGAGCUUGAACUUGAAUCUGAAGGCGAGGCUGCACCUUUGGAAACCGAGGUGACACCAACGAAGCCGAGCAGGGGAAAGGUCCGGGAGAUUGGUCCACCGCCCGCAGCCGCGCCUCCGGAGGCCACUGAGAUCUUGGCCGCCGAGUUGGGCGAGCUUCACUUCUUUGACUUCCCGUCUGGCGCGUUCGUUUUGCAAGCUUCUUCCGUCACAGCAACCGUCUCCGAGGUUGGAAAGUGGGAGUAUUGGCUGCAGAUUUCGAGCUCAGAAAAGGACUUUGUUGGAUUGCCCGUGGUUGCAGACAUCAACCCAGUCUUUAACUUUGAGUUCCUGUCAUUCAUCUUCAAUCACUUCUCUGACCAUGGAGCUGUCUCCUGGCUCGUCAGGUUCAAGGACCAGGAGACACUUGAGCGUUUCCAAGAAGGUCUGAUGCGCGCCCUCUGGGAACAGCUGAAUGAGAUCAAGUGGGAAAAGAUCAAGGAAAAGGAGCGUGACUAUGUCACUGAAGCCUUUGCAGACUUGGCCAUGGAGGACUCUCCCGAAGCGCAGCUGCUUGAGGAAGAAGAUGAGGACGGGGAGGAGGAAGAAGAAGAGGACACCGACGACGGAGCCAGGAGUGAACACUACGAUAGUGACGAGGAGGACGAUGAUGUCGAGACAGGUACCAAAGGCGGUGCCAAAAACAAAGCUUUGGCCGUGGGCUAUAAGCAUGACAGGUCAUUCGUGGUCCGGGGCUCGCAAAUCGGCGUCUUCAAGCACACUGCCAACAACAAGCUGGAAUUCAGCACAAACAUCUCCAAGGUCGAGACGCCCAAGGGAGCUCUCUUCAGCCCGAAGAAGGUUAUGUUACACAACGAGGAUCGUAACAUGAUUCUGCAGAACGACACGGACCCUAACAAAUUAUAUCGCAUGGACCUGGAGUACGGCAAGGUAGUCGACGAGUGGAACGUUCACGAGGAUAUUCCCGUUGUGACGUUUGCACCCGAGAACAAAUUCGCACAGAUGACCCACGAGCCGACAUUCUUGGGUAUCUCGCGCAAUGCGCUGUACCGUAUCGACCCCCGUCUAUCCGGCACAAAACUUGUCGACAGCCAACUGAAGCAGUACGUAUCCAAGAACGACUUCUCUUCAAUCGCCACCACGGAGAAGGGUCACAUUGCUGUUGCAUCCAACAAGGGUGACAUCAGACUGUUUGACCGCCUCGGCAUCAACGCAAAGACUCACAUCCCCGCCCUCGGAGAGCCCAUCCUCGGCCUGGAUGUAUCGGCAGAUGGUCGUUGGGUCCUGGGAACAUGCCGUACGUACCUCUUGCUUAUCGAUGCGCUCCAAAAGGAUGGCAAAAACGAGGGCAAGCUCGGCUUCGAGAAGAGCUUCGCAGCAGACUCAAAGCCGCAGCCGCGCCGCCUGGCCCUGACCCCAGAGCACGUAGCGCAGUUUGCCUACGAAACCGGCAAGGGCGUUUCGUUCACGCCGGCGCGCUUCAACACGGGAUCCGGCCAGGAGGAGACGCAGAUCAUCACAGCCACAGGGCCGUACGUGGUCGAGUGGAGUCUCCGCAAGGUACUGGCAGGAAACAAGGCGGCGUACAAGAUCAAGCGGUACUCGGACGAGGUCAUGGCCGACGACUUCAAGUUUGGCAGCGACAAGAACAUUAUCAUGGCGCUGCCGCACGAGGUCAACAUGGUGGACAACAAGACGCUCAAGAAGCCGACGCGGCAGAGCAUUGCGGGAGGCGCGCUCAUCGGCGGUGGGAGACGCUCGUCGGCGAGGAUUGGCAACAGGGACAGCGGCAGGUAUAAGCUGGGCAAGGAUGACGUUGUCGACUCACCUUACUGA
Molecule: messenger RNA, 4326 nt
Organism: Pyricularia pennisetigena
Lineage: Eukaryota; Fungi; Ascomycota; Sordariomycetes; Magnaporthales; Pyriculariaceae
Exons: 7
Coding region: 1-4326 (1441 amino acids)
Biological process (GO): prenylcysteine catabolic process
Cellular component (GO): cytoplasm; nucleus
Molecular function (GO): oxidoreductase activity, acting on a sulfur group of donors, oxygen as acceptor
Source: RefSeq, a predicted model, not a curated record